CAAAGAGUAGCGGAUAUAUUGGAAAUUGUAGUCUGAAGCGCUGUUUUCCAGUAGUGCGUAACUGAGCUGUAAGUGCUUCCUUGACGUAAGUUUAUGGGUAUAGUAUGUUUCUGUGUAUUCUCAAAUGAAUUGCUCAUGCGCUUAAGAAAGCUAGCAUUUUGCUUAGUUUCACACAAUCAGAGUACAGUAGUUUAUUUAUCAGAUAUAUUUAAACAGUUGUGUCAACCUCAGAAUUUUUUACAAGUUCAUAUUCUCUUUUGAAGGUUGCAGUAUUCACCAAUAUAAUUUACUUCGGGCGUUGAGAUUGUAACGUUAAGUUCUGAUUCACUUCGGUUGGUAAUGGUGGAAAUUUAUCACUACAUGAUCUGCUUACGUACAUAAAGUUCCAAAUGAACAACCAGUCCUCAAAACUUCAUUUCUGCUUUAAGGUAGUGUUGGGUUUUCAGUGAGAGGUUAUGUUGCAUGAGUUAUUUUUGACCAAAUUGAACACUCCAUGAUUUAAUCUCAUUUGUCAAUGCCUAUUUUCAACCCUAAAACAGUUACAAAUUUCCUGACUUAUGAAAAAGAGGAAAAAGUGGGCUUUCUAUGGAAAAAGCGUUCAGAACAGAAAAAAUCUUACAAAAAACGUUACUUCAUAUUGUGUGGUAAUAUUUUAGCGUAUUUUGAUAAGAAAUUGGAUAAGGAACCAUUGGGUAUUAUAUUUUUGGAUUGUCAUAUUGUUGAAAUGUUGGAUGAUUUGAAAAUGGCAAUACGAUUCAGAGGACCCGGCGAGUUAUCUCGCAGUUAUAUUUUAAAGGGUGAAACAGCUGAGGAUAUUGAAGAUUGGAUGCGUGCUAUCAGUAGAUGUAGUAUUGAAUUUAUUACUUUAACUCUUGAAGAUUUAGAGGAUCACUACAAAGCACUGACUACAGUAAAACAAACAAAUACAGAUCAGAAAUCAUCACCAUCUACAUUAAUUGGAAAUAAUAAUAAUAAUUCAACUGUUUCAGCUGUUAAGUCUUCAAUAUUUUCUAGACGUUCGAAUCCGUUUAAUAAAAGUAAUAGUGUUACUGGCACUAGUUACGAUAUCGAUCCUACUGGGUUUAAUAGUCAAUCACGCAAAUUGUGUCCAUCCAGUAGUUCCAAUGGUUUAUUAAAUCAAACCACAUCGUCCUCUAUAAAUCAUACUCAAUGGUUAUUAACACAGAAUUGGGAACAAUUAAAUUCUCGUUUAAAAGCUCAAUUCAUGAUAUUUGACAACAAAACUGACACAUGAACAAAUUAAUUACCAUUAAAUUUCAUUUCUGUUUUAUAUAAUUUGUAUAGUUUUGUUAGUAGACUUUGGCUCAAUGCUCAAUGUAAAUAUAAUUUUUAUUUACUUUGAAUUAGUACUAUUGUUAUCUACUCCAAAUCUUUGACUAACGUUUUAGUAUCAGACUACUUAAUUUAAUGGUUUCAGCUACGUAACUUCAAUGCAUAAACCAUUUCUCAGUUUAAGUAUUUGUGUUGAAUAAAUGCUAGAAUUAUGUUUUUUUCCACUUUUUCAGCAUACAAAUAGUGUACCAUUGCAAAACUGAAGCUCAUUAUUAUCCAGCUUUGUUUUUUAUUUAUACUUAUUACUGUACAUCCAAGUAUAUUUGAAUGCUCAAUUAUUUCGGUUAACUAUUAAAAGGUUGUUAUAUGUGGUUCAUUCAAACAUAAAUGGCAAAAGAACUCUACUUAUUAGUUUGUUUUCACGCUUUUAUAGAUAGUAAUACGUUUAAUAAUUACGUAUUAACAGUUAAACUUGUUGACUGAUUGUCAGAAAGAUAGUCUACAAAAUAAAAUGAUUAUGUGUUCUUUUUUUCGCAGUCAGUUUCAAUCGAUUUCUGACAACUAAUUGAUUUAAGGUUGUAACAGAUCUUGGGGCGUAGAUGAAAUGUCCUCCUGAUAGCAUAGGGUCGAGUACACCAAAAAACCAACUCGUUCUGCUCUACUUUAAGGUUUUUAAACAUAGUCUUUAAAUGUACGGAAUAUUCGCAGGUUACCAUUAUUUGACUAUAGAUAAAUUCAAAGUAUUGCUUGCAUAUGUUGAAAUUAUCGAGUGAGCAAUACUGAGGUUUAGGCGCAGGGUAUUAUGUCAAGAUUACAAAUCGGUUGAUGAAAUAGUGAACCUUCUUUGACUGGGGUAGUUAAGAUAUGUUUUAUGUACACUAACCAUCACUUCCUUUACGAACUGUGUUGGCUGAUGUGGAAUAGUAGAUUAGAGGAACACUGGAAGCAACCAAACCAAAACGUAGCAUCAGUCCACGAAAUUAUUGACUGUUGAACUAGCUUUGUAGUUGGGUACAGACUAUUUGGUUGAGGUCUAUGCGAUCACUACAAUCAAUUGUUGGAGAAUUUAAGUGACGUGGCUCGGAAUCAAUCGAAGUGUGUCAUAUGCGUACACUCUUUGUCCUCUUUUGGAUUUAAAGUGUUAAGACUUAUGCUUUUUUAUUUCACAAGUUCAUAUUAUG
This is a messenger RNA of Schistosoma haematobium, 2474 nucleotides long. RefSeq names its product Sesquipedalian-1 (gene PHETA1). Bases 515 to 1255 code for a protein of 246 amino acids. The transcript is spliced from 3 exons. The record is from RefSeq and is a predicted model, not a curated record. NCBI's taxonomy places the organism in Eukaryota, Metazoa, Platyhelminthes, Trematoda, Strigeidida, Schistosomatidae.